AUGGUCUCCGCAAAGAAGCAUGUUCCGAUUGUCAAGAAGCGAACGAAGCGCUUCGCCCGGCACCAGAGCGAUAGGUUCAUGUGUGUCCCGACAAACUGGCGUAAACCGAAAGGAAUCGACAAUCGAGUUCGGAGGAGAUUCAAGGGUCAAGCUGUUAUGCCAUCGAUUGGGUUCGGAUCGAACAAGAAGACUCGUCAUAUGAUGCCCUCUGGCCACAAAGCUUUCCUAGUCCACAACCCCAAAGAUGUCGACCUCCUCCUCAUGCACAACCGAACAUAUGCUGCAGAGAUUGCACACGCAGUAUCAUCACGAAAACGAGUAGAGAUUCUAGCGAAGGCGAAGUCACUGGGCGUGAAGGUCACGAAUGGCAGGGCUAGAGUUACAACAGAGUCAUAG
Endocarpon pusillum Z07020 is the source of this 396-nucleotide messenger RNA. Its product is annotated as 60S ribosomal protein L32. The transcript is spliced from 2 exons. The coding region runs from base 1 to 396 and encodes 131 amino acids. Gene Ontology annotation, biological process: translation. Gene Ontology annotation, cellular component: ribosome; cytosolic large ribosomal subunit. NCBI's taxonomy places the organism in Eukaryota, Fungi, Ascomycota, Eurotiomycetes, Verrucariales, Verrucariaceae. Gene Ontology annotation, molecular function: structural constituent of ribosome. The record is from RefSeq and is a predicted model, not a curated record.